Molecule: messenger RNA, 531 nt
Organism: Branchiostoma belcheri (Belcher's lancelet)
Lineage: Eukaryota; Metazoa; Chordata; Leptocardii; Amphioxiformes; Branchiostomatidae
Product: cytidine deaminase-like
Exons: 5
Coding region: 68-523 (151 amino acids)
Cellular component (GO): cytosol
Molecular function (GO): cytidine deaminase activity; zinc ion binding
Source: RefSeq, a predicted model, not a curated record
AGCGUCACCUACUGGUUACGUUUGGUAUUGCACGUUCACAUUGGGGGCAAAGGUCACUCCGAACAAAAUGGCUGAAAAAAGUGCGGCGUCUGCAAGUCUUUCAGAUGAACAGAUACAGGAGUUGGUGGCAAAAAGCCACCAGGCUAAGAAGAAGGCCUACGCACCUUACAGUAACUUCCACGUAGGAGCAGCUUUGUUGACAGAGGAUGGCAUCACCUUCACUGGCUGCAAUGUAGAGAACGCUGCAUACCCUGUGAGUUGUUGUGCUGAGAGGACAGCUAUCUUCAAAGCAGUGUCAGAGGGGUACAAGGCAUUCAGGGCCAUAGCAAUAGCUGGGGAGGUGGAGAAUGAGUUUUUGGCACCAUGUGGCAGCUGUAGACAGGUCAUGAGGGAGUUUGGAACAGACUGGACUGUAUACCUGACGAAGCCUGACCUGUCAUACCGUGCCAUGACUGUGGGGGAGCUGCUACCCUGUCACUUUGGACCAGAAGACCUCAACAAACCAAAGGUCAAAGGGCAGUGAAACAAAAC